This is a messenger RNA of Mixia osmundae IAM 14324, 799 nucleotides long. RefSeq lists its product as uncharacterized. Gene Ontology annotation, cellular component: small ribosomal subunit; small-subunit processome; Mpp10 complex. Gene Ontology annotation, molecular function: structural constituent of ribosome; rRNA binding; snoRNA binding. NCBI's taxonomy places the organism in Eukaryota, Fungi, Basidiomycota, Mixiomycetes, Mixiales, Mixiaceae. Bases 26 to 574 code for a protein of 182 amino acids. Gene Ontology annotation, biological process: rRNA processing. The transcript is spliced from 5 exons. The record is from RefSeq and is a predicted model, not a curated record.
GGCAAGACGAUUAUCGUCUGAGACGAUGAGGCAGCUGAAGCAUCAUGAGAAGAAGCUGCUCAAAAAGGUCGACUUUCUGCAGUGGAAGCAAGACUCGACGCUCAGAGAGGCAAAAGUGAUGAGGACGUACUUCAUCCAACGCAGAGAGGAUUACCAGUCGUACAACAGGCUAUGCGGCUCCAUAAGGCAGCUCGCCCAUCGACUCAGUCAACUCGACCCACGCGAUCCUUUCCGAGGCAAGCACGAGGCCUUGCUGCUCAGCAAACUCUACGACAUGGGCAUACUCGGCUCGGAGAGCAAGAUGUCAGACGUCGAGAACAAGAUCACCGUUUCUGCAAUGUGCAGGCGGCGGAUCGGCGUCGUUAUGUGCAGGCUCAAAAUGUCACAGACUGUCAAAAUGGCUGUUCAAUAUGUCGAGCAAGGUCACGUCCGCGUAGGACCGGAGACAGUCACAGAUCCGGCUUUCCUGGUGACGCGCAAUAUGGAGGACUUUGUGACUUGGGUCGACACAAGCAAACUCAAGCGGACAGUCAUGUCCUACAAUGACGAGCUAGAUGACUAUGAUCUGCUUUGAGCGCUCCACGCCAUGCCUGUUGUUGUCCCCUGUCCCUAUGCAUGUGCACGAUCUACACAACACCCGCUGAUACAAUCCCUUGCUAGUCCUCUGAAGCCGGUCAAAUCAAACGCCGCCGCCGCCGACGAAAUCGCUAUUGAGCAUAUCCAUCACAGCAUCUGAGAUAUUCGUGCCGGACGGGCAAGGGUAGCCAAGCCUGGCAAUCGCGUUCUGCAAGCUGAUCGA